Megalopta genalis is the source of this 6961-nucleotide messenger RNA. RefSeq names its product T-box transcription factor bifid (gene bi). Lineage: Eukaryota; Metazoa; Arthropoda; Insecta; Hymenoptera; Halictidae. Gene Ontology annotation, cellular component: chromatin; nucleus. The record is from RefSeq and is a predicted model, not a curated record. Gene Ontology annotation, molecular function: DNA-binding transcription factor activity, RNA polymerase II-specific; RNA polymerase II cis-regulatory region sequence-specific DNA binding. Gene Ontology annotation, biological process: cell fate specification; positive regulation of DNA-templated transcription; regulation of transcription by RNA polymerase II.
CCGUCUCAGUCUUCGCGUCGCUGCCCUCCAGCAUUCACGCCUCCCGCGUCCGUUCGUCGGCGCAGGCACACUCCGCUCGUCUGUAUACACGCACACACCGCCGUGCCCGUACACGUAGCCGCGCGUACACACGCCCUGAAUCCGGACGAGGACUUUAGCACACCAACACCUCCGCGGGAGGUGUGGGGGUGAGCCCCCAGAGGAGGUGUCAAUCCUAGCGCUGCUCAGUGACCAUCGCGGCGCCACCCAAGUAACACCUUUCGUCCGCUCUCCGGCCCAGGUUCGGGAGCAGCAGAGCAGCCGAGCCUCUCUAGAGCUCUCUCUCUCUCUCCCUCUCUCUCUCUCUCCUCUCACGGUGUCUCUCUCGCACUCGCCUUUUUGUCACUUGCGUCUCUCGCGUUCCGGGUAUACCCACACGGCACACUGAACUGUCCUCCCCGGCUUCGUCGUCGUCGUAGCCGCCGUCGUCGUCGUCGUCGUCGUCGUCGCCCGCCGUCGUCGUCGUCGUCGUCGCCGUCGAUCGUCGCCGUCGCCGUCGGACGCCGUUUACUCUCCAGCACGCCGAGCCGGUGCGCGCGGCCGGCCUCGCUCCGUUUACUCGCGCGUCGUCCUCGUCGGCCGCGUCCUCGCGCGCCCACCGGUUUCGUCAGUGUGGUGAUCAGAGUGCCCACGGAACAUCGACCAGGUGAGCACCCGAGAAGUGUGCGCCCCAGUGAACAACAGUGAACGCAGGAUACUCGAAGCACAAGUGAAUCAAUCGAUCUAAUACACAAGUAAUCCUCGGACGUGGCCCAGUGGACCUUUCUUCCUUCUGUCUCUCUUUCUCUCUCUCCGAAAAUCCGUGUCCGUGACGUGUUCCGAGGCGAUCCAUCCGUAUCCCGCGUGUCUCUCGCUCUGUCUCCACACCCUUUCUCUACCUCUGCCUCUCGUCUGUCUCUCUAUAUCCGCCUCUCGCGUCCGGUCGAUCAGAAAAAAGAAAACAGAGAAAGAAGCGUGUCUCGCAGAACUCGGAGUGCAAGCCACUUCUCGUCCACCGCAGUUCCCGCAGAGCGAGGAAAAGAGUGCUGAGUUGAAAAGGCCCGUCGCGACGUACGAUGUUCUCUGGCGGGUUCGCGACGGGGCCCGUGGCGAUCGCAGGACCUCAGUGGGACCGCGAGGAGGCCAGCGAGGACCGCGGGAUCCGCUCCUGAGCGGGCCUGGUCUAGUCCGUGCGGAAACAUGUCCGAGAACGAGCCGAACAGUUGCGGUUGACGGGUCCGAUGCUCGAGCAGAGUGACUGAGGACUCUAAUCCGGCGAAGACUAUUGGACUAUCCGCGUGACAAAGCAUCGAAGGACGCGUCCGAAGCGGCAGCCAGCUGAUCCCGCGGUGCAAACGAACGCUCGUGAAAAGACGGACAACGAAGUGUGUUUCGAAGAGAAGUAGUGCUAACUAAACCCAAGUGCGAACUCGUCGACGGUUACCGAUACUAGUACGAGCAGAGUUUGGUUCGGUAUUUUAGCGUCCCUCUAGUUUGAGUCACUCGAAGAGGAAUCUCGCGCGACUCGGCACACCCGGCCCGUCUCGAUGAGAUUCGAACAAGACACGGCGUGCAGGGGUACCCACUGCGCCAGCACUCCGCAACCCUCCGCGCUGCAGCAGCGAUCACGGGUCGAGGAGGUGGUGGAAGAGGAGGAAGUGGACUCCUCCGCGAAGGACAUCGAAGGUCAACGACGUAGACGAGAAUUGGAGGCUAACGUGGUCGAGGGUGCGAACACGGGGCCGAGGGCCGAGGCGGGGGGGCCUGGGAUGGCGUACCCCGCGUCAGCGACGGCUCUGAAUCAGCACUCGCCAUUCGCCACCUCGAUCGCCGGCCCGCCGUCCGCGAACCCGAACGGACACAUUACCGGCGGCCACCUGCCGGCCCCGGCCGCCCCGAGACCGACGGACUUCAGCGUCUCCUCGUUGCUGACCGCGGCCAGCACCCAUCCGCCGAUCUUGGGCGGCUCGUCGUCCCAAGGCAGCGCCUCGCCGCCGCCCGGCGGACCCGGUAGCCCGGCGGCCGCGCCGGAAACGCCGCCGCCGUUGCCCAGCCAGAGGGAAUUGUCGCAUCCGUCCUCGGCGGUGGUCGUCGCCAGCUACUUCAGCGCUGCCACCCUGGCGGCGGCCGGCUUUUACAAUCCUGCGGCCCAUUUGCCGGCGACCAGCUCGCCAGGCCCGACGGCCCAUCAUCUGCCCGGCAAAGGGAUCCUGAAUAGCGCGCACCAUCAUCCGCAUCUGAACCCCCACGGGAUCACGCCACCAGGCCUAGGCCUUGGCCCGCACACGCCCGAAGAAGCAGCUGUGCUGGCGGCCGCAGCGGCAGCAUUGCACCACCACCAUCAGGGUGGACCCGGCGGGCCUACGAUGAGGCCCCUCAGGCCCCAUCUACCUCCGGGGAUGCUACAUGCGUCGCCGCACCCACUGGCGCCCCAUCAUCCCCUCGCCGGGCCUCACCCUGCCCUGAUGCCACCACCGGAAGACGACGGUGUUGUCGACGAUCCGAAAGUUACCCUCGAAGGCAAGGAACUAUGGGAGAAGUUCCACAAACUCGGCACGGAGAUGGUGAUCACGAAAAGCGGCCGGCAGAUGUUCCCUCAGAUGAAGUUCCGAGUUUCCGGGCUGGACGCGAAGGCCAAGUACAUGCUGCUGCUGGACAUCGUCGCGGCGGAUGACUACAGAUACAAGUUCCACAAUAGCAGGUGGAUGGUGGCGGGGAAGGCCGACCCGGAAAUGCCGAAGAGGAUGUACAUCCAUCCGGACUCGCCGAGCACCGGCGAGCAAUGGAUGCAGAAGGUCGUGAGCUUCCACAAGCUGAAACUCACCAACAACAUCAGCGACAAGCACGACUUUGUAAGUAUUACGAUAUUGAAUUCGAUGCACAAGUACCAGCCGAGGUUUCACCUGGCGAGGGCCAACCACAUCUCGCAGCUCGCCUACUCGACGUUCAGAAGUUACGUUUUCAAGGAGACGGAAUUCAUCGCGGUGACCGCCUAUCAGAACGAGAAGAUCACACAGCUGAAAAUCGACAACAACCCGUUCGCGAAGGGGUUCCGGGACACGGGGGCGGGAAAGCGAGAGAAAAAAAGGCAGGCGGUAUUGACAGUGUCGGGAGGCGGUUCGAGGCUGUCAGCAAGCGGUCCAGCAUCUCCAGAGAAGCGGCGAUCGUCCAACUCCGUAAACGACCUACUGGACGACGAGGACAAGCUCUUGGACGUGGUUGGUCCGGACACGCCGCACCCGGGCCAUCAUCAGCGCGAGCGGGAGCACUCCCGCGAAAGGGACGACAGGACCAGCGAGCGGGGCGAGGGCAGCGAGUCGUCGGGGUCCGAGAGCGGAGGCGGCCAGGGUCCGACCGGCUCGGAAGGCCCACGGCCGGAAGUGUCGGUCGGUCUUCCGUUGCAUCCGCCCUUGCUGCCGUACCUGUACCCGCCCGUCACGGGCCUGUACCCCGGUCCAGGUCCUCUGAUACCACCUAGCCACCUGGGCAUCCACGGCGGAGUGUCGCCGGGCGCUUUGAUGUUCAACGCGCAGCUGGCGCUGGCGGCGUCGCAGCACCCAGCGCUGUUCGCGCACUACCAUCACCCGCUGGCGAGUCCGCUGCACCAGCUGAAGGGGCACCGUUACGCGCCGUACACGCUGCCGGCGCCGUCCCACGGGUCCGCGUUCGAGACGGUGACGCCGGGCAGCAGGACCCUGAGCCCGAGGUCCCCGCCGCCGAGGCCGCCGACCGGCUCCCCGACGCCCGCCGCCGGGCUGACCUCGACGAGCAGCUCCGCGGGCGAGCUGAAGUCGAUCGAGAACAUGGUGAACGGCCUCCAAGAGAAGAGGAGACGGAGCCCGAGUCUUACGUCCCCCGGGCACAGGGGGGACGCGGACGCCGGAGGGGGGAGUCCGUGACAGGAGAACGAGCCCGUGAGCAGCACGAACCCGGACGAGCCGGAAGACAAGCGGUCCGAGGAGCCUAGCGACCCCCAGGAGCUCUACGGCGACGAGAGGGAGCCGGACUCGACCUCCGAGCUGUCGUAGCGGGGCCGAGGGUCGUCGUCGGCUCGACCCGGGACCCUCUGUGCCCCAUUCUGGGACGCUUCUCGCCGUCCCGGGCCCCCCCGCGUCCCUCUGGGGGACGGACGGCGACCCGGUUCAGGGACGAUCCAGACUACGAAGUGCAAUUUUAACAAGCGGACCGGGGCCACAGGUCCCCCGGCCGGUUUCCGGGACUCGGCGACGGGCCUGGUCCCAUGUGAGUGUAUAUAAAGUCCGCGGGGCGGGGGGCCCGGACGCCCUGCACGGGUCGCGCGACCAGUUCGUGGUGUACAUUUACGUUUGGGGCACUGUGUUUGUUCCGGAUGGCUGGAGGCGAGCCUUCGGGGCCCUUCGCGUGUCGUCUCCGCCGUUCGUCGUUACCUCGGCCAGCCUCGGGCCGAUUGAUCGUCCUCGGACUAGAUUAGAUAACCGGCAGACCUUCCAGGCGAUCGGAGAGAGCUCUUCUUCCUCGAGCCGGAGGACCGUUCGUUCGCGAAUCCCGGCACCUAGCGAGGAAGGGUCGAAGGGUGUCGGCCCGCGACGGUUCGCGGGCCUUGGCCUAAAUCCUCGAUCGGAGCACCCCGCGAACGCGAGAAACACCCGAAGAAGACGCCACCGCGAUUCUCAAGAAGGCCUUCUGCUGGCCUGGAAGGUCUGCCAGCGGAGUUGCUGGCAGCGUUCGCGGCGAAAGGUGCCAGAUUAUGCUAGAAGCGGACUAACCAAAGUCGCAUGCUAGAACGUCUCUCCGACGAACCGAUCGGUGUCACAGCCAGCUCCGAUCCGACCAAGCUUUUCAUUCCGCCGAUAAGAGCACGAUAGAACUUCAGGAACGGGAGAGCCUUCCCGCAAGGUCUUCCGCCUCUAGCUGCAAGCGCACCUUUCGUCGCGACGCUGGUUGCCAGGAAAACUAUGGCAGAAAGGGAUCGUCUUGCCCCCCGCGUCCCGUAAUCGGUCCCGCAGACUAAAGUUGCUUCGAAAGAUGUCGGUUGGGCCUGUUUGGGUCCGCGUGCUGACGCGCGACGACGUAGACGCGCGACGACUUCAGCUUGUCGCUAGAGGACGCGUUUUCUCUCAUCGUUUAGGAGACUCCUUUCUGCCAUAGUCGUCCCGGGGGAUGCUGAUCGCGAGUGAAAUGGGGCUGUCCCAAUUGUCCCGGGCGCAGCCGACAGCGUCGCGCGCGCACGCGCCCGCGCGCUCUCUUCGAAAUCGGUUCGAGAUCGCCGGCGAUACUCGAAGCGCGUCUCGAGGCCGUGCCAUCGGCGUCGGCUCGAGCGGGGAACGUGGUCGUCGAGCCGUCGAGGCUGCGAUCCGGCCCGCGUGCGUGCGUUCUAGGUCUAAGAAGAGGGAGACAUUGCAAUACGAGAGCACCUCCUACUAUUCGCAGCCCCUGUACAUAUGUACCCUAGUGAUAUUAUAUAUUAUAUAUUAUAUAUAUAUAUAUACAUAUUAUAUAUAUAAAUAACUACUCUCUGUAUUAAUUAUUGAAUAUAAUAUUAUAUUAAUUAUAUUAGAGAGUCGUAAAAAAAUGAGAAAGACGCAUUAAACGCACGUUUGCCCGAGCGGCAGAGCUCGGUGGAACAGCGCGGACGAUACGCUGACGGGCGCGAUGGAAUCGGAACCCGGUUCGCGGUACUCGGUUUUCUAUGUUAUUAACGGAAAGGGAGGAGAAAAAGGAGAAAAAAAAAGGAAGGAAUGGUCGAGCGUCGUCGUUCUCCGGGAUUCGCGGGCGACCGGCACGCCGGCAUUGACGCGUUCGCCGCGUCAGGCGACACGGCCGAUCUCUGCUCGAGGAGGACCGCUCUGUCGAUCCCGACCCCUCAGUCCUCACCAUUCAUCCCCAUUGGCCCUGUAUUUGUAUAAAAUUUAGCGAUCGGUGUAGAUAAUUGCGGAGAACGGGCCGAAGCACGGAGCGAUCGGCUUUCGGGGGAUCAUCGAACGAUCGACCAGCGACGGAGAGAUCCGAAGAAAUCCGAAGAAAUCCGAAGAGAUGCGAGGAGAUGUCGGCGAGAUUCGGCCGCGAGGAGGCCUUCGCGACCCCGAAGGCCGGGGAUGCCGCGCCCUGCUACUCGGCUCACCCUCUGUUCCCCCGCGUUCCCGCGAUUAACCCUUUGAACGUUGGCGGCUUCGAAUCUUCGCGCUGAUUCCGACUCGCGCAGGGGAGAAGCGCGACACACCGCUCCCUUCGGCGGGCUCGCGUCACCGUUCGCGGUUGUACAAUUGUAUUUUUAUAAAUUUUCGAACGCGCGGGGAGCACCCACCCCGCUCGCAGGCGCACCGUUCUCAGUUUCCCUGCUGCGCCGAAGCGCCGCGCGACGAGCAUCGUAAGCGGAAUUGUAACUCUUUCACUCACACACUUUCUCUCUCUCUCUCUCUCUCUCUCUCUCUCGUCUCCGGUCGGCUCGAAACGCAGCAACGAAUUUUUACUUUUCGACCGUGCCUCCCUUAACCACCCCCCUCCCCCGCCCCUCGUUGACGCUCCUCCCGUGUACAUGUCGACGCCCGCACCGUGUUUUGUAAUGUUUAAUACGCAACAUUGUACAGAAUACGAAAUUGUAAACGGCCGCAAGAACCCCCUCUCCCCCCUGCCCCAAGAGCCCGUCACGACAAAAGGAAACCGUAACGUAGCGUGACGUCGCGUUCCCGUUUCUUUCCUCUCACGUUUCUUUCCCCGCCUCCUCUCGUUCAAUUUCAGUUGUAGAGUAACUCGUGAUACCUUCGACACUGUCAAUUUUAUUGUAUAAAUAUGUGAAUACAUACGAGCUAUAUCUGUUCCUACUUAUUUUUUCUCUCCUGUUCGAUCGACACGCUCUACUUUCGACCAGUUAUACGAACUGUCGUCGCCGAUGAUUCUCCUAUUACUUUCGACACGUCUUUUUUCCUAUUUAAAAUUUUAAAUAAAUACGAUGUCUGUUAAACUA